AUGUCCUUUACUGCCAUCCGCUUGCUCUCGCCGGCGGUUACUCGAAGUAGACAACACAGCAUGGCAGGUCGAGAUCAAUUCAUCUUGAAAGACAUUCCAGAAGCCAUUUUCUCGAAGUUCAACGAGCAAAUCCUGCCCCGGCUGACUGAAUGCCCCAAUCCCUAUAUCCGACUACCCCAUGACACCAUCCCCGGCGAACGGAUUCUCGUCUACAGGCACCUGAAAGACGAUUUUCUGGAUCUCGUCCAGCGCGGAAUCCCUGUCUCCGCUCGAAAGAAGAUCCUCAAGUCCAGUCUACUAGGCAUUGCAGCGCUUCAUGAUAGAGAUAUCGUUCAUCUGGACAUCAAACCGGACAACAUCAUGGUCGACAGUUCCAGCUCCUCCACCGACGAGAUCUCCAUUGACCGGGUGCAACUCAUCGAUCUCGAAAACGCAGCCUACCUCCCACCCCGCCGCUGCAUUAAAGGCAUGCUAGCCGGCAACGACAACUGGCGCAGCCCUGAAGCCCAUCUCAAAGCCGAGCUGAACAAACCGACGGAUCUGUUCUCUUUCGGCGUAGUUGACGCGUCAUCUUUUGGCCCCGACGCAGAUUUCGAGAAGCAUCAGGCGCAGGGGGCCCUGCCGGAGCUCAUCCGGCUUCAACGGCAGGUGUCUUAUUUCGGGGAUGUGGAGGGAUUGGGCGGUUUGGUGAGGCAUGUUGCGGAUGACGAGCUUAGUUGCCAGGCGCUGCAGAUGCUGUGGGACGACCGGCUGGACGAGAAUAUCCCGUACCGGCCGUUUACCGAGUGGUCGGAUGCUAGGGACGCGACGUUCCAGGAUCUCAUUGGGGGUCUGACGAAUCUUGAUCCGGGAAAGAGACUCACGGCUUGGGGGGCGUUGGGGCAUGAGUGGUUUGUGGGGGUUUGA
Aspergillus steynii IBT 23096 is the source of this 906-nucleotide messenger RNA. Its product is annotated as kinase-like protein. Bases 1 to 906 code for a protein of 301 amino acids. The record is from RefSeq and is a predicted model, not a curated record. Lineage: Eukaryota; Fungi; Ascomycota; Eurotiomycetes; Eurotiales; Aspergillaceae. The transcript is spliced from 4 exons. Gene Ontology annotation, biological process: protein phosphorylation. Gene Ontology annotation, molecular function: protein kinase activity; ATP binding.